Messenger RNA from Dendrobium catenatum, 1448 nucleotides. Its product is annotated as phosphatidylinositol 4-phosphate 5-kinase 9-like. The record is from RefSeq and is a predicted model, not a curated record. Bases 30 to 1217 code for a protein of 395 amino acids. The transcript is spliced from 3 exons. Lineage: Eukaryota; Viridiplantae; Streptophyta; Magnoliopsida; Asparagales; Orchidaceae.
CUCUCGGUUUUGCUUUGAUUAGAGUGGUAAUGGAAGGGCAGAACACGAAGUCGAAGCUCACGAGGACGCCUUCCUCGCUUCUACGUUCACCGACCCUUCGCUCCUCCGUUCACAGUCUCUCCGCUCUCGAAGAGAUCAAUUCCGACCCUGAGGAGGCCAAGCCGCAUUUGCCACCGGUCUCGUCAGCCGCUGCCUCCAGUCUAGCUGGUUACUCUGGCCACCGUCUUGCCAUCCUUUCCCUUCUCCUAUUACUCAUUCUCGUGUUCUCGUACUUUUUCCUCCGCUACCAGUCUCCCUCUCUGUGGUUUCUCUCCAUCGCCUCCCCGGCUGUCGUCGCCGCCUUGAAAAGGUCCCGCCUUUCCCUCUUCCGUCGCCGCGAGACGGUAAGAUGGUUCAUUGGCGACGAGGAGGGGGACGUGGAGAACCCGAGUCCGAAAAAGGAGGGGAAGGCCGUGCGCGAAGGGAUUGAGGUCUACAGCAACGGGGAUUUCUAUGAGGGAGAAUUCCACAGAGGAAAGUGCAACGGGAAUGGGGUUUAUAAUUUUUUCGGACAUGGGAGGUACGAGGGCGAUUGGGUUAAUGGCCUGUAUGAUGGCUAUGGGAUCGAACGGUGGGCGAAGGGGAGCCGGUAUAGCGGUCAGUAUCGCCAUGGACUGCGGCAUGGGUUUGGGGUUUAUCGCUUCUAUAAUGGUGAUAGCUAUGCGGGCGAGUGGGUGGCUGGGCAGAGCAAUGGCAGAGGUGUGCAGAGAUGCUCGGAUGGGAGCUUUUAUGUUGGGGAGUUCAAGUGCGGGGUGAAGCAUGGAGUAGGGUUCUACCACUUUAGAAAUGGUGAUAAAUAUAUGGGCGAGUACUUUGGUGACAAGAUUCAUGGUUUCGGAGUGUACCAUUUUGCCAAUGGGCAAUGCUAUGAGGGUUCAUGGCAUGAAGGAAGAAGGCAAGGUUUUGGAACAUACACUUUCAGAAGAGGUGAAGCCAGAUCAGGAGAAUGGAACUGUGGAGCUCUAAAGAGCCCUCUCCCCUUUGCUGACACCAAUGUUCAAAGAGCUGUGCAGUCUGCUAGAGAAGCUUCAGAGAAAGCUAUUAUCCUUCCUCGUGUUGAAGAGCAAGUAAACAAGGCAGUCGCCAUGGCAAAUAGAGCGGCUACAGCCGCUCGCGUAGCGGCUAUCAAAGCCGUGGAGAAUCAAAUGAACGGAAAAUUUUGUAACACAGAAACUUGAGGUGAACGAUAUUACAUAAUCCAUCUUCUAAUUGUAUAUUUUAAUUAUGAUGUUUUAGAUCUAUUUAGCAUGUUAGUGAUCACAGGGGUAAACCCUUUCUGAUCAUCCUGUGAGUGAGGGAAAUAGAUUUUUAUUCUAAGGUAAGGAAGAUAGUAAUACUGCCUUUAUCUCCAAGAUGUACAUAUACCCCACAAGUUUUCUUUUUUGAAUCAUAUUGUGGUAUUUUCUUUA